Musa acuminata AAA Group (dessert banana) is the source of this 1294-nucleotide messenger RNA. RefSeq names its product anthranilate O-methyltransferase 3-like. Gene Ontology annotation, molecular function: S-adenosylmethionine-dependent methyltransferase activity. The transcript is spliced from 4 exons. The record is from RefSeq and is a predicted model, not a curated record. Gene Ontology annotation, biological process: methylation. NCBI's taxonomy places the organism in Eukaryota, Viridiplantae, Streptophyta, Magnoliopsida, Zingiberales, Musaceae. The coding region runs from base 9 to 1181 and encodes 390 amino acids.
AUAUAUGUAUGGUUCCGCUGCCUAAAGCUCAGCGCUUACAACAAGUUAUUAGAAAGAUAAGGGGUGUAGAUAUGGUCAUUAAGGAAGAGCGAGUCCUUCACAUGGUUGGAGGAGGUGGGGAAACCAGCUACGCCGCUAAUUCCAGACAUCAAGAGAAAGCGAUUUAUCGAACAAAGCCCAUAUUGGAGACCGCCAUAGCAGAGAUGUACAGGAGGACGCCGCUCCCCGAGAGGAUGGUCGUCGUCGACCUCGGUUGUUCGUGGGGUCCGAACACCUUUCUUGUGGUCUCUGAGGUGCUUGGCAUCGUCGGUGACCUAUGUCGAAGGCUGGAGCAGAAGCCACCGGAGAUCCAGUUCUUCUUGAACGACCUCCCGGGAAAUGACUUCAAUAAUGUCUUCCGGUCUUUGGAAAGAUAUGAGAAGAAGAUGGAGGAGGAGAAGGGGGACCUGCUCGUGCCUCAUUACGUUGUGGGCGUUCCCGGUUCCUUCUACGGGAGGCUUUUCCCGUGUAACACUGUGCACUUCUUCCACUCUAACUUCUCUCUCAUGUGGCUCUCUCAGGUUCCACAAGGUCUCGAGAGUGAGCAGGGUGUUCCGGUGAACAAGGGCAACAUCUAUAUUGCGGAGAACAGUCCACCCCAAGUCGUGAAAGCAUACCAAGAACAACACCAGAGAGACUUCUCCACGUUCCUCAAAUCUCGUUACGUAGAACUAAGCAUCGGAGGGGGAAUGGUAUUAACAUUCCUAGGAAGAAGAAACAAACACCCAGCCAACGACGAGCUAAGCUAUCUUUAUGGAUUACUAGCAGAGGCCCUUAACACAAUGGUCUCACAGGGAAUCAUAUCAGAAGACAAAGUGGACUCCUUCAAUUUGCCAAUUUAUGGAGCUUCGAUGCAGGAAGUGAAGUCAGUGAUAGAGGAGGAAGGUUCAUUUGAUGUGGAGAAAGCGGAGAGUUUCGAGUCCAGUUGGGAUCCGUUUGACGACUCCGACAAUGUUCUCAAUGGGAAGAAUGUGGCAAGCACUUUACAGGCAGUGAUGGAGCCCUUGAUUUCACAUCAUUUUGGGGAUGCCAUACCCCAUACAUUAUUCUCACUAGUUGCCGAUAAUAUUACUGCAAGGCACCUCCUAAAAGACAGAUGCUACUACACCGUGUUAGUCUUUGCCUUGAGGAGGAAAGCUUGAAGGCCUGCAUGCAUUACAAUGAUAAUUCGCUGUCUAGAUAUAAGAACACGAUAUGUUGAUACUUAUUUGCAUGUCUCCUGCUCAAUCAAAAGAUAUCUGACUCGAUUUAGAUC